Molecule: messenger RNA, 3685 nt
Organism: Vigna unguiculata (cowpea)
Lineage: Eukaryota; Viridiplantae; Streptophyta; Magnoliopsida; Fabales; Fabaceae
Biological process (GO): recombinational repair; signal transduction
Source: RefSeq, a predicted model, not a curated record
GUUCUGGACUAUCUUAAUCAAAGCUAACUUUAAAAGCAUCCACCGAAAAACACAAAAAAAAGAGAGAAGAACAAACCAAAACCAAGAAGAAGAGCUUAAAAAAUGCGAAUCCAAAUGCCGAAAUCAUAGUGGCCAUCUGCAAGAUUUAACAGUUGUAUAAAUGGGCGUGGAGCCUACUUCGAUUCCACCACACCCAAGUCAGAUCCAUAGCAUUCUUCACUCUUGACACCCCAUUCUGAACCUUGCAGGCGCAAUAAAAACGCUACCGUAGCCAAAGAUUCACACAAGUCAAACCACUGUCACACAACCCACAUCCAAAGAUAACACUCCUUGUAAGGACUUAGCCGCAGUUUCUGCACCCAUCAACACCUGCUGAUAAAGAGAAAAGAGAUUGGUUGGUUUGGAAGGAAAACAGUGAAUGUAUGACACGGUGUUUCAGUUUCUCUGCCUAUUCAUCUUCCAAUAAAUUUCAUGUGCAUGGGACAUGGUAUCUUCGAUAAUCGGAAAACAUUCACACACCAUCUGUAACUUCAAGGAUGGAUAUCCAAGAAGAGAGCUCCACCACAGUUGGACCCUUGACAACACCAAGUUUAAGGAACAUGUCAUCCUCAUCUUCAGCUUUUUUUUCUGCUAAUCAGUCACCAUUUUUCUCUCCAAGAUCAUCAUCGUGUCAGUUAUCAGAGUCUUUGCAACCCGAUGCUCCCAGUGACAGAAUUCAUCUAGAUGUUGCUGCCCCCAGUAGCAGUUCAGGGAUUCCAGAACCGAAGUCUCUAGUGAAUGUUGGAUGCACCUUCCCUGAGGUGGCUGCAUCUCCAGCUAGCUGUAAUGCAGGUGAUUUACAGAACCUUGACCGCAUAUCUUCCUCAGUGGGCAUCUCUAGUUGCACUGUGUCUGGUCACUUCCAUCCCUAUGAUGAUAGUUAUUCCGGACAGAAAGAUAAGAGAAGUAAGAAAAGCAGAAACAAAAGAGUAUCCUCAACACCAGGUUCUAGAUCACUUUCUUCUUAUAGAUUAAAGAGUUGUGAUGUCUAUAUAGGAUUACAUGGUCGUAAACCUCCUCUAAUAAGAUUUGCCAAUUGGCUGCGUGUGGAGUUAGAAAUUCAAGGCAUAAGUUGUUUUGUAUCAGAUAGAGCUGGAUAUAGGAACUCUUGUAAGCUAAGCAUUGCAGAGAAAGCUAUGGACAUGGCUUCUUAUGGGAUAGUAAUCAUAACAAGGAAGUCUUUCAAGAAUCCGUACACAAUUGAGGAACUGCAAUUUUUCUCUGGCAAGAAGAACUUGAUCCCUAUAUAUUUUGAUCUGAGUCCUGCUGAUUGUCUUGUGAGGGAUAUAAUUGAGAAGAGGGGUGAGCUGUGGGAAAAACAUGGAGGGGAGCUUUGGCUUUUGUAUGGAGGGUUGGAGCAGGAGUGGAAAGAUGCUGUUCAUGGCCUCUCACGUGUCGAAGAACGGAAGUUGGAAGCUCAGGAUGGAAAUUGGAGAGAUUGCAUUCUGAGAGCUGUCACAUUGUUAGCAAUGAAGUUAGGCAGAAGAAGUGCUGCUGAGCAUUUAACAAAAUGGAGGGAGAAAGUGAAAGAAGAGGAGUUACCUUUCACUCGGAAUGAGAACUUCAUUGGUAGGAAGAAAGAGCUUUCUCAACUGGAGUUUAUGCUUUUUGGGGAUGUUACUGGAGAUUCAAGGCAAGACUAUAUUGAUCUCAAGGCCAGACCCAAAAGAAGGCAUUUGACUAUUUGUCGCAGCAAGAGUAGUGUGCAAGAGGAAAGGCAUGUGGGAAAUGGAAGCAGGGAGGAAAAAACACCAGUUCUGUGGAAGGAGUCAGAAAAAGAGAUUGAAAUGCAAAGCAUUGAGUUUUCUCAGAGGCGAUCAAGGCUCAAACGAGGUGGAAAGUAUACCAGGCGGAAAAAAGGAAUGAGGAUAUUAUAUGGGAAAGGCAUUGCCUGCAUAUCAGGUGAUUCAGGAAUUGGUAAAACAGAACUUAUGCUUGAGUUUGCUUACAGGUUUCACCAGAGAUACAAGAUGGUGCUUUGGAUAGGAGGGGAGAGCAGGUACAUUAGGCAAAACUAUCUUAACCUCAGGUCCUUUUUAGAAGUUGAUGCGAGUGUUGAGAAUAGUUUGGAGAAAACUAGGAUAAAAGGAUUUGAAGAACAGGAAGAAGCCGCUGUUUCUGGAAUCCGCAAAGAGCUAAUGCGAAACAUUCCAUACCUUGUGAUCAUUGAUAACUUGGAAAGCGAAAAGGAUUGGUGGGAUCACAAACUUGUGAUGGAUCUUCUCCCUCGUUUUGGUGGAGAGACUCAUGUGAUUAUAUCAACGUGCCUUCCUCGUGUGAUGAACUUGGAACCUCUGAAGCUUUCAUACUUGUCUGGAGUGGAGGCAAUGUCUCUAAUGCUGGGAAGUGGCAGGGAGUAUUCAGUUGCUGAGGUUGAUGCUCUUAGAACCAUUGAGGAGAAGCUUGGAAGGUUGACUUUGGGGCUUGCCAUUGUCAGUGGAAUUUUGUCUGAGUUACCUAUAACACCAAGCAGGCUCUUAGAUACCAUAAACAGAAUGCCCUUGAAGGACAUGUCUUGGUGUGGUAAAAAAGCUCCCUCAUUCAGGCAGAACAGUUUCCUCCUGCAACUUCUUGAUGUUUGUUUCUCAAUAUUUGAUCAUGCAGACGGCGCCAGAAGCUUGGCAACCAGAAUGGUGCUGGUAAGUGGAUGGUUUGCACCUUGUGCAGUUUCAGUUUCUUUAUUGGCACUUGCUGCUCAGAAGAUACCAGAAAAGCAAAAGGGGACUUGUUUCUGGAGAAAACUACUGCAAUCCUUAACAUGUGGAUUCACAUCCUCACACACCAAAAAAUCAGAACUAGAAGCAUGUUCUCUGCUGCUGAGAUUCAACAUUGCAAGGAGUAGUACUAAGCAAGGACAUAUACAUUUCAAUGAAAUGAUCAAACUAUAUGCUCGGAAAAGAGAAGUUACAGGGUCAGCACAAGCAAUGGUUCAGGCUGUUAUGAAUCAAGGGUCAAUAUCUGAAAGCAUAGAGCAUUUAUGGGCUGCAUGUUUUCUGCUAUUUGCAUUCGGUCACAAUCCUGCGGCUGUUGAACUCGAGGUUUCAGAGCUGUUAUAUCUUGUUAAAAAGGUGGUUCUGCCUCUUGCAAUUCACACAUUCAUUACCUACUCCAGAUGCAGUGCUGCUCUAGAGCUUCUGCACCUUUGCACCAAUGCUUUGGAGGCUGCAGACCAAGCAUUGGUUACCCCAGUUGACAAGUGGUUCGAUAAAUCACUGUGCUGGAGGUCCAUACAGACUAAUGCUCAGUUGAAUCCUUGUCUUUGGCAAGAGUUGGCUCUGUGUAGAGCCACUGUGCUUGAGACCAGAGGCAAGCUAAUGCUAAGAGGUGCACAAUUUGACAUAGGUGAUGAUCUAAUCAGAAAAGCUGUUUUCAUCAGAACUUCAAUUUGUGGUGAAGAUCAUCCAGAUACAGUAUCUGCUCGUGAAACAUUAAGCAAACUCACUAGACUAAUUGCAAAUGUCCAAAUUCGAGCUUCGGCAUAAACUUUAUUCUGCAUCUUGUAAGCAAACUCUAGAAUCAUCAUCAUACACUAGAUUUUUAGAAUAAAACUAGUUCUGUAUACUCUUUCAUGGAACUUUCUACAGCAUAUUUUAAAAGUCUAAUACGAGAUACAAUUUGAUUUAAGAACUAUUCCUUCUUCUUCACU